AUGUGUCAAAUCGCAAAAUAAUUUCUCGGCCGCCACCGCGUGAAAAUAAUGGCUUCGGUGCUGUAUUUAGUAUCAAAACAAACAACCAAAACGAAUAAAAAUCUGUUAGAAAAAGUGCGAAGUUCACUACGAUAUCAUUCAAUUAACGUAAAUGAAAAUUGCCACCUUUUCACAAGAAGUUUAUUCACACAAUCGAAAUUCCUUGAGACUGACUAUGCACAGUAUCGCCCGGAAGGACAUAAUGGAAUUCUUAGAAACUAUUGGCAUGCGAAGUCCGUUCCUGUUCGGUUUGCAAGUGGGAAAACGCAACCCAGAACUACCGCCUUGGGCACAAAUGUGCUAGGGGGCAUUUUUCAGAAGAAACGCAAUAAAGGUUUCAAGACUUGUUGCUCACUCCAACCGGCAUUACCGUGUGUGGUUGCAUUCAGUACAUCCACCGCCUGUUGCGGUGCCGGUUCUCUCAAUGUUACUGCCGGUAUUCAAGCUUCCCCUUCGCAAGUAAAGCAACAACAACGUCCUGUACCGAAGACCUUUCAAGUCCCUACUUAUUCUCCGCAAACACAACCAAUUCGACCUUGUUUCCAUAUAGGGCAUCAUCCAGCUUCCGGGGAAAAUAUUGGCACUUACGACGGGCCUGAGAUCACUGCCACGGAUAUGAUAAAGGCUAUGGGGACAUAUAUUUGGCCAAAGGAUGAUGCACUCGUGAGAAAAAGGGUGCUGAUAUCCCUCAGUCUACUCGGUGGUGCCAAAGUGCUGAACGUAUGCGUGCCAUUCAUGUUCAAAAUUGGAGUAGACAACCUGAGCAACCUGAAUAUGGAUACGGUUCCUCAAGCGGCAGCCUCGAUGACAAUAGCCGUUCUGCUAGGAUAUGGCAUUGCUCGGGCCGGUGCCGCAGGUUUCAACGAACUUCGGAAUGCUGUUUUCGCCAGGGUCGCCCAACACUCGAUACGAAAAAUCGCCACUAACGUGUUCCUUCACCUACAUAAUUUAGAUUUACAAUUCCACUUGAGCAAACAAACCGGUGCUUUGUCAAAGACCAUAGAUCGUGGAUCUCGUGGCAUUAACUUUGUGCUGACGGCGAUGGUAUUCAACGUCGUGCCAACUAUCUUCGAAAUGGCACUGGUAUCGAGCAUUCUGGGUAUGAAAUGCGGUCUUGCCUAUGCCGGUCUUUCGAUGGGUUGCGUUGGAGUGUACAGUGCAUAUACCCUAGCAGUUACCCAGUGGAGAACGAAGUUUCGAGUAUACAUGAAUCAAGCGGAAAAUGAAGCUGGCAAUAAAGCUGUGGAUUCACUAAUUAACUAUGAAACCGUGAAAUAUUUUAAUAAUGAGUUGUACGAAGCGCAGCGUUAUGACGAUGUACUGAAGAAAUACGAAGCAGCUAGUUUGAAAACUAGUACAAGCUUAGCAUUAUUGAAUUUUGGCCAGAAUGCCAUAUUCAGCGUUGCUCUUAGUACGAUCAUGGUUAUGGCAGCAAACGAGAUUGUGAAGGGUAACAUGACCGUGGGUGAUUUAGUGAUGGUUAACGGAUUGCUAUUUCAGCUAUCUAUACCACUAGGAUUUCUUGGUAGCGUUUACCGAGAAGUACGGCAAGCCUUGCUGGACAUGAGAACAAUGUUCACUUUGAUGGGAGUUGAAAGUGCCAUUCAAAAUGUGGACAACGCUCCCGCAUUACGCAUUGACCGAGAGACCGCUUCGAUCGAAUUCAAGGACGUCUGUUUUCGAUACAAAAACAGUAACGACAUUUUUGAUAAGCUCAGUUUUACAAUUUCUCCCGGCAAAAAAGUUGCUAUCGUUGGUGGAUCUGGAUCUGGCAAAUCCUCGGUUGUACGCUUGUUGUAUAGGUUUUUCGAGCCGACCUCUGGCCAGAUUUUAAUCAAUGGACAAGAUAUUCGUGAAGUUGAUCUCACAAGCUUACGCAAAGCCAUUGCCAUAGUUCCGCAAGAUUCGGUGUUGUUUCACGACACUAUAAGACAUAAUAUUCACUAUGGCGAUUUAACAAAAAGCCAGGAAGAAAUGGAACAAGCCGCUCGAAUGGCCGAUUUGCAUGAUUCCAUCAAGAGAUGGCCCAAGCAGUACGACACUCAAGUUGGUGAACGUGGCCUUAAAUUAUCCGGUGGCGAAAAACAGCGAGUAGCUAUUGCUAGAGCGAUUUUGAAGAAUUCUCCGAUACUGAUAUUUGAUGAAGCCACCAGUAGUUUGGAUUCUAUAACUGAGCAAAACAUUCUGGAAGCGCUUGAGCGAGCGACGGAGCAUAGGACUAGUAUCUGUAUUGCCCAUAGACUGUCUACAGUCAUGGACGCGGAUGAAAUUCUAGUGCUAGAGAAUGGCUAUGUCGGACAGCGAGGUACGCAUGAAGAACUGCUGAGGAGUGGUGGACUUUAUUCAAAACUUUGGGAAACACAAAACAAAAUGUAUAACAUUGGAAAUAAUGUGAAAAGCAACAUUGAUAAAUAGCAGUAUAAGAUCUAAAUUAUGAGGAACAAACACAGUAGCGCAGGAAAAUAGAAGCUGUUGCAAUGCUUUAAGGAUGUAUAAAAUCGAUUCUGUACAUAUUUAUGCUUUUAUAGAAUAAAUAAAUCAUGCGAUGUUAUUUUAUAGGAACAUUAUUUAUUCGAA
Messenger RNA from Wyeomyia smithii (pitcher-plant mosquito), 2616 nucleotides. RefSeq names its product iron-sulfur clusters transporter ABCB7, mitochondrial (gene ABCB7). NCBI's taxonomy places the organism in Eukaryota, Metazoa, Arthropoda, Insecta, Diptera, Culicidae. Bases 49 to 2454 code for a protein of 801 amino acids. Gene Ontology annotation, cellular component: mitochondrial inner membrane. The record is from RefSeq and is a predicted model, not a curated record. Gene Ontology annotation, molecular function: ATP hydrolysis activity; ATP binding; ABC-type transporter activity. Gene Ontology annotation, biological process: intracellular iron ion homeostasis; transmembrane transport. The transcript has 7 exons.